AUGGGAAGUAUGGGAUCUGAACAACAGAAAGUCAACAUCUGGUUAGAUUGUGAUCCAGGCCACGAUGAUGCAUUCGCGAUCCUUCUCUCAGCCUAUCACCCCUCUUUAAAUCUCCUAGGAAUCUCCACCGUUCACGGAAACUCCUCCAUAAAUCACACAACCUACAAUGCCACCUCUCUCCUCACAGCCAUAUCGGCAACUCACAUCCCCGUCUACCGGGGCUCAGGAGCUGGAUUAGUACGCCCGGGUGUUCACGCUCCAGCAAUCCAUGGGGAAUCUGGCUUGGAAGGAACAGAUCUUUUACCGACACCAGCUAAAGGGCCAGUUGAUGAACCUGCGAUUGAUGCUAUGGCCAAGGCGUUACUUGCUACCCCAGCAGGCUCGGCAUGGGUUGUUGCUACGGGUGCACUGACAAAUAUUGCCUUGUGCUUUCAGAAGUAUGAGGGAUUGGCCGAGCAUAUCAAGGGCGUCAGUAUUAUGGGUGGUUCUGUCGGGAACGGAUUCACAAACGCGGUAUUGGGACAAGUCGACCAUAAAGAGCGGAUUGGAAACUGGAGCGUCUGGGCCGAAUUCAACAUCUUGGUUGAUCCCGAGGCCGCAGCAUUUAUUUUCGAUCACUCAGUUCUGAAAACAAAGGCGGUGUUGAUUCCAUUGGAUAUCACUCAUCAAGUUUUAGCCACGAAGGAAGUGCAGGAUAUGUUGAGGAAUGGGAAGGAAGGAAAGGAGAAUACUACGUUGAGGACAAUGUUGGUGGAGUUACUAACUUUUUUUGCCGCUACCUAUGAUAGAGUCUUUGGGAUUAGUGAGGGGCCACCAUUGCAUGAUCCGUUGGCGGUGGCCGUUAUCAUGGAUGGCAUUUCGGGUGCGGAAAUUCCGUUUUAUGAUUUCAAGGAUGGCAGGAAGAGGGAGAGAUUUGAGGUAAAGGUUGUUACUGAAGGAAGUCAUGAUGAUGCCCAAAAAGGAUCGGAGACCGGUAGAACGAUUGUUAAAUUACUUCCCGAGGGAGAGGAGGGAGUCAAGAUUCCAAGAGGCCUGGAUAUCAAGAGGUUUUGGGAGGUAGUAGAAGAUUGUCUAGCUAGAGCUGAUGCCGCGAAUAAGGCAAACGGAAUCGUAUAG
Botrytis deweyae is the source of this 1116-nucleotide messenger RNA. RefSeq lists its product as uncharacterized. The record is from RefSeq and is a predicted model, not a curated record. Gene Ontology annotation, cellular component: cytosol. Bases 1 to 1116 code for a protein of 371 amino acids. The transcript is spliced from 3 exons. Gene Ontology annotation, biological process: purine nucleoside catabolic process. NCBI's taxonomy places the organism in Eukaryota, Fungi, Ascomycota, Leotiomycetes, Helotiales, Sclerotiniaceae. Gene Ontology annotation, molecular function: purine nucleosidase activity.